AUGGACACUGCGAAAGCACCCAGUGUCAUUGGUUCCGGGCAACACCUGCGGCGCGAAGACAUGCCUCCUGUUUCCCAAGUCUCCGAGGUUAAAAAUCCAGUCGCUGCUCCAUCCUCAGUCCCAGCUGAAGAAAAUACUGGCAACGAAGCAAAGAAAUGCCUCUUCAAGCGAAUCUGGAGCAAAGCCAAAGGGCGACUACAUAGCGACGCCAUCAUUGUUGGAGGGGAGCAUUACUGUCCCAUGGGGGGUUGUAUCCCCAUUCGACACGAGUGUGACCACCUUGCUAUUCCAACACUCGAAGAGCCCCAACCCAGGAUCAACCGAUUGUUGGAUGACAAAUGGCUUUCAUUUCGCAAACAGCAUUUUCAGGCAUGCGAGGCACGCCGAUACCACACAAGGUCGAAUAUCGUCAAAGAGUCCCCGACAAACGGGGAUCCUGAGAAAGUAAACGCUGGCAGACGAUCCAUUGGUGCCCCUGAGAUUGCAAUCCCCCCGGGUCAGCAAGAGCAGAGUGACCUGCCCACAGGCCCAAGCCCCGAGAUGAGAGAAAACCGAAGCCAAACUAAAACAAUAAAGCAAAAGACAGCUGAAACCUCUUCAGCAGUCGGGAACACUGUCGAUCCUAAUGCGAUCACUCCUGUUGAAGCUCCCACUUCGUGGGAUCUACUUGAAGUCGCUGAGCAACCCCCUUUCAAAGUUCCUAUACCAGGAGCGACGGGCAGCUCUGCUGUGGGGGCAGCAUCAACUAAUGGCACCGUAGGAAGCAAGAACAGGAGGAAUUCCACAGCCACCAAUGGCACUGCGCCUCGAUUGCCUGUGCACAUGGCUACCUCGCAACAAGAACUGGGCUCUAUCGACAAAAAGACCAAUGUUGGUCCCGAGGGAGAUGUGACUGAGAAAGUAUCCCAGGUAGUAGUGACACUCCCUGAUCCACCGAAGGAUGAUCCGAAGAAGUCAGCCAAAGAAACAGAGCCGACAGCAGAGGGGAAAAGGAAAGUUGCUCAGCCGAUAGCCUCAUGA
This is a messenger RNA of Fusarium subglutinans, 1020 nucleotides long. RefSeq lists its product as uncharacterized. The transcript has 3 exons. Bases 1 to 1020 code for a protein of 339 amino acids. The record is from RefSeq and is a predicted model, not a curated record. NCBI's taxonomy places the organism in Eukaryota, Fungi, Ascomycota, Sordariomycetes, Hypocreales, Nectriaceae.